This is a messenger RNA of Numida meleagris (helmeted guineafowl), 9438 nucleotides long. RefSeq names its product phosphodiesterase 1C (gene PDE1C). Bases 273 to 2447 code for a protein of 724 amino acids. Gene Ontology annotation, biological process: signal transduction. NCBI's taxonomy places the organism in Eukaryota, Metazoa, Chordata, Aves, Galliformes, Numididae. Gene Ontology annotation, molecular function: 3',5'-cyclic-nucleotide phosphodiesterase activity. The record is from RefSeq and is a predicted model, not a curated record. The transcript has 19 exons.
CUGAACACCUACGCAGUUCUGACAUACAGCAGGCUCAUCGACACGGUAGCCUAGCCGUGGGUUUGGCUGCCGAGCCGCUGCCCGCGGCUGGGCCGGGCCGGCACAUUUCUGCGCGCUGUGGGAGGAGAAAGCGGCUGAGCGCUCCCCGCGCCGGAGAUGUGCGCGUUGGGCUGCGCGGGCUGGCGCUAGCUGCGGAGCGGCCGGCAGAGAGCUCCUGCGCGCCGCUGCCGCGGGGAGACAGGCUGCGGCCGGAGGGACAAGCUGGCGGGAUCAUGACAGAGCCAAGCAGCAGAAAGGAAGGGUUUAAAAAAUGCCGGAGUGCUACUUUCAGCAUCGAUGGCUAUAGCUUUACUAUUGUUGCAAAUGAGACAGGUGACAAAAAUGCAAGGCCACUUUCACGAUUUGCCCGGUCUAAAUCGCAGAACUGCUUGUGGAACACCAUUAUCGGUGGGCUGACUGGCAACCUCAAGGAAAGGCCAAAGCCCACCAUCAUCAGUGACCCUAGACCUCCUGAAGAGAUCCUAGCAGAUGAGCUACCACCUGUGGACAGUCCUGAGGCCCUGGUGAAAGCAUCUUUCAGGAGAAAAUACAAGAAAACAUCGCAAAGGUUGCGAUCUUUGGUAAAGCAGCUAGAGAGAGGGGAAGCUUCAGUUGUAGACCUAAAGAAAAACUUGGAAUAUGCUGCGACAGUCCUUGAGUCAGUAUACAUUGAUGAAACUAGGCGUUUACUGGACACAGAAGAUGAGCUCAGCGACAUCCAGUCUGACUCUGUGCCCUCAGAGGUCCGGGACUGGUUGGCUUCUACCUUCACACGGCAAAUGGGGAUGAUGCUCAAAAGGACUGAGGAGAAACCCCGGUUCAGGAGUAUUGUCCAUGCAGUACAAGCUGGGAUAUUUGUGGAAAGAAUGUACAGGCGGACAUCCAAUAUGGUCGGUUUGAGCUACCCACCAGCUGUAAUUGGAGUGCUAAAGAAUGUAGACAAGUGGUCCUUUGAUGUAUUUGCACUAAAUGAUGCCAGUGGAGAUCAUGCACUGAAAUUCAUUUUCUAUGAACUUCUCACGCGCUAUGAUCUGAUCAAUCGUUUCAAGAUCCCCAUUUCUGCCCUGGUGUCCUUUGUGGAAGCUCUGGAGGUUGGAUACAGCAAGCACAAAAAUCCUUAUCACAACCUAAUGCAUGCUGCAGAUGUGACGCAAACAGUCCAUUACCUCCUUUUCAAGACAGGCGUAGUGCACUGGCUGACAGAGCUGGAGAUCUUCGCUAUGAUCUUUGCAGCUGCUAUCCAUGAUUAUGAACACACAGGAACCACCAACAAUUUUCACAUCCAAACACGGUCAGACUCAGCCAUUCUAUAUAAUGACCGCUCUGUACUUGAAAAUCACCAUGUUAGUGCAGCAUAUCGUCUUUUACAAGAUGAUGAAGAGAUGAAUAUUUUGUCUAAUCUCUCAAAAGACGACUGGAGAGAGUUCAGGGCUCUGGUGAUUGAGAUGGUGUUAGCCACCGAUAUGUCCUGUCACUUCCAGCAAAUCAAAGCCAUGAAGAAUGCUUUGCAGCAGCCAGAAGGAAUUGACAAGCCGAAAGCCUUAUCACUAUUGUUGCAUACAGCAGAUAUCAGUCAUCCAGCCAAGGCCUGGGACCUCCAUCACCGCUGGACCAUGUCUCUGCUAGAGGAGUUCUUCAGACAGGGUGACAAAGAAGCAGAACUAGGGCUUCCCUUCUCUCCAUUGUGUGACCGCAAGUCAACUAUGGUUGCUCAGUCUCAAAUAGGUUUCAUCGAUUUCAUCGUGGAACCCACUUUUACUGUGCUGACUGACAUGACUGAGAAGAUUGUGACACCGCUCAUAGAUGAAGCUUCCCGUUCUGGCAUGUCCGGGUUCAGACGUUCCAGUCUGAAUAGCAUUAGUCCCUCUGAAGUUAAAAGAUCAAGUGUCAAGAGCACUGGGUCAGAAGGAAGUGCCUCACUCAACUGCUCCAUACUCACUGUGGACUUCAAAUGUUUUAAAGCCACCUGGACUGAGGUGGUGCAGCAGAACCGGGAAAAAUGGAAAGCACAAGCCACCAAAGAAGAAAAAGCUAAGAAAGAAGCAGAGGAAAGUGUUCAUCAGGGAACAGAUGAAAAGAAAACAGAUGAAAAGGAUGAGAAGCCAACUGAAGAUGCCACAGCAGCAAAGACAGAGAACAGCAAAGAGCCAAAUCCUGGGGAAAACAAAAGUGCAGAUUCCAAUGAGAAUUCCCACGUAAAUGGGACUGGGCAAACUGGAGUGACUAGACAUGAAGCCUCGCAAGGAAAAGGUGCUCCUAGGACAGAUAAGGGCACGGAUUCUCAUCACGCAACAAGAGAAGAGAAACAUGUCCAGAAUGGUGAAAGAAAGGAAGACAGUAUGGCAGACAAAAAAGAUCAAUCUAGUGUGGGAGAUGAAUCAAAGAAAACAGAUGAUACAGAAGAGUAAAAAUAUAUUAAAAAAAGAGACUGCAAAUUUCUUUCAUCAUUUUAGCCGAGCUUCUUCAUUCCUGUUCUCCUCCUCCUUCCGCAAAGACCAGUUUCUGGGGAAGGCGUUAAACAACUUCCAAAACACUCCUCCUCCCACUGGCUAUUUCACAGCUAAUGACUCUGGGUUCUAGGGUGGGGGGCAUUGGUUUUUUGGGUGAGAUUUAGUUUUCUUUGUUCAUGUAUGUGUGCAUUUAUUGUUGUUUUGGGAAGAUAUUUUGUUUUAAAAAAAUCUGGUGAUUUUCUGAUGCAAUUGGUUCAAUUUUAUGGACAGGUGGAGCACAUAGACGAGAGUUAUCUUCAGAAGCUGGUACUGCCCCUUGCUAUGCCUCAACUUGCGAAAUCACAACAUUAAGAUGUUGCAAAAGAACUUAAAAAAAUGAAAACGUAACAAUACUUCACUGCCCUUUUAUUCCUUUUCUUUUUCCCCAAGAGAUUUUUCCAGUUGUUGGUAGACAGAGCCUGACGUCCGCUUUACCCUUGCUGUAGAAGAUUGUAUGCAUAAGAAUGUUGAAUUUGUAGUCAGAUUGCCAUUUGUUAGGAUUUUGAGUUUAUCAUGGACAAUGCAACAAUAGCAAAAUGUUUUUGUUUCGAAACAAAAGUAGGCAGACUCACUCAACCUGUGAUUUUAUUGUGUUUUUGCAGUUAGUAACAGGAGAAAAAGAAUCAAUGAAAGUGAUAUUCCUUUGGGGCAAAUUUUGACAGCCUUUGAGAGUAUGUACUAAUGUACUGCUUGAGGUGCCUGACUUAACUUGGGAUUACAGAUAAUGAGCUGUUUCCCACAUCUGUUUGUUGGCUACUAGUAACCACUUUGUCUGGACUGAAGGUCUAAGAGAAGAAAGGCAGCGGGGAAUCACACAGAUCAAUUCUUACCUUCAUCUCAGUGUGAGACGUCUUUCAUCACUGACUGAAUGGACAGCCCAAAGGAAGGAAAAGCGUGGCUGCAGAAGUACAGACAGACAAAAACAAAAUGAAAAAGUGUGUCCUAAAUACACUCCUGGAGUCGGUGGAUAAUGCUGUCUCAUCCAGUAGAGUUAGACACAUGGACAGCAGCCAUCAUUUUGGCCUACUUUAGGGAAGAAAUGUUGAAAAACUUGCUCAGGCUUUGAUACAGGAGGGUAUAUUUUUAUGGGAAACAGCAAAUGUUUGUAAGUGUUUUUCUGCCUUAGAAUCUUAGUAAGGAUCCAUUUAACUGUGCGUAAUUUUACCUGUCUUUGUGGAAAUCAAGGCACACGUAUUUACACAUACAGUUGUUUUUGCCUCACUCUUUUAUUCAGGAUAAGGUUAUGCUGUGUUAGUCAUAAACGUUUUUCACAAGGAAUGGGACAGCUGUUGUGGCUUUUUGCUGUGUAGAGAACAUGUAAACAUUGGCUUAGGAAGGCAAUUCUUUGGUGUUUCAUACAGGACUUCACCACCAGCCUAUAUUAGAGGUUGGUUCUCUGUUCCUGCUUAAACUGUGUAUGUACAGGGCCGAGCUUCACGUAAAACUAGCAAAUAUCGCAGCAGUUAGCUCAGCCUAAAUCUGCAUUUAAACACAAGUACCUUCUCACUCAGGAGUGUUUGUAUUUGGGAUUUUUGUUACUGAGACUAGAGACAUUUUGAGUUCUUUUUUUGGACACCAGAGUUUAGUCAAAGCCAGAAACUUACAUUAGGUUCAUGCCAUGAAAAGGUAGCACUUAAAUCACAUUUUCAAAAGGAAGAUGUGAAAAAGUAACUCUUGCAGUUCUUAGAUCUCACCAUUGGCAUCACCAAAACAGCUCAUUUAAAUAAAAUAAAUAGGAGGGCACACAGUGCUCCCAGCAGCAAGCUCCUGCUUCAGCAGUAGCUCUGUGCAUAUCCUGAGGGAGAUUCUGUGAAAAAAGGAGUGCUGAAAAAAGGAGGUGGCACCGGGCACACUCUGUGCCGUGUGACAGGGAAAGGCUGUGUCACCUUGAAGCACUUUCCCACCUCUCCCUUCCUCCCACCAUCAGCAUUCAGCCCCAGUUCAGAGCGGUAGGCUGACUUCCAGCCUUGACCAGGCUCUUUGAAGGGACAUCACCUAUGAAAUACCAAUCCUGCAGAAAGAAACACCGCAGUAAUGACUCAGUCCCCACUGAGUCAGACUUCCUGGAGUCAGGGAGAACAUAUCCUGCCUGAGAGUUUGGUCAGAGGUGCAGGAUGGUUUAGUCAGUACUUUUAAAGUUGUCUUUACCUAACAUAUAGUGACUAAAGACACCUAGAUCCAUGCCCACUAGAAUAAUAAUAUAAUAAAAACUGAAUAUUUUUCUUCAUCUACUUUUGCUUUCUUUCUUUCUUUGUGGGACUGACUUCCUUCAGACAGCAAAGGAAGAUGGCUUAAUUCACAGCCGGUCAGUUCUUGUUUCUCAUGCGCUUGCACAGAGGUGGGAGAUCAGGCUAGAAGAGGUUUUUCCUGGGUUGCCAGGGUUAUUGGCCACUGGCAGGAGCUAGUAAAGAAGCAGUGGGUUUGCUGGCUCUUGAGACUGCAGAUCAGAAUGAGGUGCUGCUCUAGAAGAGAUGCUAUAGUCAGAGAAUUACUGAUCUCAGCACACAGGUGUGCGGGAAAACGUCUUGCAAUAUACAUGCAGGCAGUCGUAGCUAGCUCUAGUAUUUUCCUUCCCUUUUAAAAUCAUCUGAAUUUGGUACUGUGGAUUAGUAGUAUUUUUUCAAUUUUUUUUCCCUUGUCACUUAAAAAGAAAUUCCCCAUGAAAUCUAUUAGUCUGAAAAUGUAUAAAGUGAAAGUGAAAUCUGGGAAUUGACAUCCUACAAAGAGACUAGGCCAGAUGAAAGGAUGUGUCAUGGAGUCCCUUCCCAGAUCACACCUACGUUACUGUACCAGACUCCCUGCCUCCCUGGAACACUGCAGCAUUGUGCCAGUGCACUGUGAGCCAAGGAAUGGUAUGUUUAGACACCUCCCAGUUAGACUAGAGAUCAGACACUGCACUACUGUGUAAAAAAAAUAAACAUUCAAAAAGAAAACAACCACGCAGAAUUGCUUUCUCUUAUUUUAUUCCAUGAAAGAAAAAAGAGGAAAAAGAUUAGGUCUUUAUUAGCUAAUGGCAUGGUCUCUCUCUAUAAAAAGCAAGGAGGGAUUUCUGUUGUUGCGUCCUUACCUAAUUUUUGCCUGCAUGUAUGCCUUCAUUUUCCACCCUCGGAGCACACAAGUAAGGAAUAAGACAGAAAUACUGCAAAUAAAGGGCCCGUGCUGCUGGCUGCUGAAGUCCUAAGGAGGUCUUUGGGAGGCCCCUCAGGCAGGCGCAAAGGGAUCUCCUGGUGUGAGAGUGCAUCUGUCAGGGUGGUGCAGGCUGGGGCGCUGUGUGAUCGAGGUGGCACGCUUCUGCCUCUGCAUGAAGAUGGCUGGUGCUCACAGAAAGCUCUGCCUGCAGGAGGAGCACCAGGCAUCUCUUACAUCCCAGAAACCGUGGUGUGAUGCCAGAGGAUGAAUUCAGGCACCUCCCCUCUUAAGACAGGGGGGACACUGUUGCAGGUAGACCUGCCAGUGUUCUCCACUUUAUCUGGAGCUGGCGUUCAGGGAAUUAGCAGACCUUUGGCUCGUGCUGAUGUAGUAGUGCUUGAACUCGUGGACACUAUAAUUUAAAAAAAAGGAAAAAAGAUUUUUAUUACUAAUCUGUUCAUUAUUUAAGUGGCUCAAAGGGUGAAGGGUGGCAGUUCUCUGAGCUGCACUUAGUGGAUGAUUUGAAUUAUUUGUUUGUGUGACAGCGUGCAAAAAGUGUUCACACAUGAAAGAAUGGGGUUUGUUUACCUUUUUUAAUGACAAAGCCUGUGAGGUACUCUCUAGCUUUCCUUACAAACGACACAACUUUUCUUUUUCAAGUUAUGUGGUCAGAUUUUUGUGUUUCCUUAUAAAGAUGAUGUAUGUUACCGUUGUUUUCCAUGUUAGAGAAACAAGAUCGAUGCCAGAAGUCUUUUUUUUUCUUUUUUUUUUAUCUGUUGGUGGCAAAGUAGGUGUCAGAAGAAAAAAGGAAAUGUUGCUGUGUUAGAUUUAAAAUGUAUUUCACAGUAGUCAAUCUAAGCAGGCUGAUGCUUAUCUGAAAGUGCAGCCUUUUGUAUAGCUUCAGCUGUUAUAUAUACUCCCCAUGUAUUAAUACAGUAGAAUGUUUAGCAGCAGAAUGAAUCUGAAUUCUGGGAGCUUGGUUCCUGAUGGGUAAAUGAGAGAAGAAAAUUCCUUUUUUUCUCAGUGUUGCUUUUUUCAAACAUAAAUUUUGUGAUUGGAGAGCAAUUUUCCAAAAGUGGUUGGUUAUGCCAGAGAAAAAUGGCAUCGUGUUGCGUUUUUACAACCUACUAUUUGAAUAUGCAAAUACUUGCAUAUGUACAUACAAAGUCUUAGAAGAUCAAUCUGGAAGCAAAAUGGUUUCAAGCUACGUAGGAUGCAGUGCUGUGUGGAAAGCUGCUUUGGAAGGCAACAGGCACUUCCACUGUUAGUCCUUGCGAAUUCUGCAGUGGGUCUGGUUUUAAAUUAAAAAGCAUCAUAAUCCAUUCAAAUUGGAAAUGAUGGAAACUGACAAGGACAAUACUUUUGUAGCCUCAACUAGAAUUAACUAGCCCGUCUUUAGAAAUUAAUGAGAUGGUCUGAAAUAUUCUGUAUUGGCUUCUUUCUUCUCCCAGCUUAUUUCAUAAUAAUGCAGCUCAUCCUCCUUUGAUGAUACGUAUUGUAUGUUUGCCAGUUACGCUCAGCAAAUGACAGCAUAAUCAAGUGCUUCUCUUUCACUCUUUUGAUCCACCACCUCACCCAAUAAUUAAGAACAACAUAGCCAUUGCUAGCGCACAUGCUGGACCAGUGCUGCUCUAGCUCAGAGGCGAUGUUUGAGUGUAAGCACUCCGAAAUGGGAACUCCCUUGCUGAUGACAAGAGUGAGCCCUGACAACACAGACUGUGCAAACUGCCAGCUGGAUCUUGCCAGGUAGGAGGGAGGGGAAAAUGCUUUUGUAUUUCAGGGUGCAAAGUCUGCUCCCUCCAAAGGAGGUGCAGAGCUCUGCCCUGUGACAUCAGCAGGUGUGUCUCAUUCCUGGUUUGAUCGCAAGUGUACAUCCUAAUGCAGUGCUCACUUUGCUUCCAUAGGCACAGGGGUUUUGCCAUUCCAGUCAGCCCUCUCCCUGUCUGUUUGCUAUCAUAGAAGUAGAACCACUGCUGAUGCUACCAUUUUCUGUUAGAAAAGAACACGGGCCAUGCACCUCCGUUUUCUGAGCCUGCCCUCUCUUUGUCCUAGUGUCUGCUUUUCACCGUGAGCAAGCAUGGAGAGUUCUCACCCCUGCCCAGGCAGGACUGUAGCACACAUUAUCAGCCCUCUGUGCCUCCUUCACAGCAUCAGCUCUUUCUUCCCUGGCAACUUGAGCAUGGAGUAGAAGCAAAUGGCACUGCUGCCAGAGCAGCUGGUUCAGGACUUGCAGCCAUCAUGGCUUCCCAGCCCAGAGCUCAGUUUUAGUGGAUUGACCCUGAUGCUGAAGCUCAUGACAGAACUCACAAACCUCACAACACUCUCAUUCUGUCUUCUUUUUUUCUUUUCCUAAUACAUAUGUGUCACUGCUGUGUACUCAUUGCAACCCAGGUUUAAAGCUAUCCAGUGGUAGGAGGAAUGUACAUAUCCCAUUGUCUCUGCUGGUGGUUGUAGGAGUGCAUCCAUCAGACGAAACUACUUAUGGCCAUUGAGGUUUUCUAAGGAUAAAGCCUAGCAGUAGAAUGACAGGGUGAGCUUUUUUCCUUUUCCUCUUGCUUGGAUGAUAUUUUUAUACAAUUUUAUACGCAAUUUUUUAAAAUAUCUGCUAUUUUUAUUGUUGGGUUCUGGUUGGAGUUUUACCAGAACUUCUGGUUGUCUGCAGGCCCAGAUUCUCACAAGAAUGUUUUCCUUCCCUUUUCUCUUUCCCCUUCUUCUCUGAUUGACAAAAGCCAUUGUGUUUGCAACAUCAGCUUUGAGCAAAAUAGCACCUAGGCCUGAUCACUCUUUUAGUUGCACUGGAAUCAAAGGAAGUUGCAUGCAAAGUCGUGCUGGUCCCUCUGCAGCAUCAGAGGCCAGAGACUAAAUAACCACAACCUCUAAGAACUCAUUAAAUGCAGGGUGGUUCUGCACCAGCGUAGUGCUUUCUUCCCUUGCUGUGGUAGGAGCUGCUUCCACCAAGACAUGUUUAAAAAAGACAGUAAAGCUCUUGUUGUUACUAUGAUGCUCUUUUUGUGCAGCCAAGUGAAUGUGCAGGCACCUCCAUCACAAGCAUCCUCAGCACCGGCUAUCUUCAGCAGGGAGGAGGGGUGAAUAUGAGGGCUUAUCGACCAUGCAGAUUUCCCUGCUCUGUGGUUAACACUUCAGUGACAGGUCCUACAUGAAGUUAAGAAACAUCCAACUUAUUGGUAAGAGGGAUAAGGGGAGAUUAACCAAAUUCAAGGAUCUUGGUCUUGUAAAACAACUUUAGCUCAGCUGGCAUUCUGCAGGGAAUUCUAUGUAUGAAGCUUGAACAUAAACUUUAGAGUAUGUUUAUAUUAGCAGAACUGAUAAUGGAGAUGUCCUUUUUGAACUAAACUACAAUAACCAGUAGACACCUGUUCUCUAAUCUUGUCCAAGGAAGAGAGGCAGGUUGUUAUGCUCUUUUGCACCGGGGUAUGGAAAACAAAUUAAAAUCCAUGCCGAAAGCAAAACUCAACACAUUUGCUCCUGGGACUGGGUGGGUAGGGUGAUGAAAAAAACUAUUUGGUUUGAUAAGACUCAUGGGGAAAAAAAAUGCAAAACUGAAAUGAAUCAUGCCAUGUAAUGCAAGUAUUCUCGACUGUUCUGAGAAUAAUUUUAAACAAUAUGUAUUUAUUUUUAGUUCGAUAUUUGAAAGAAGAGGCUUGUGGUCUCUUAUGUACAGAGCAUUUUUCAACAUUCCAGUUUUUCUGUAACUGAGUCCAUGUAUAUUCAUCCUAUUACCAAAUAAAAAUGAUGAGGUCUCCACUCCAUUUGAAUUAAA